GGAAGGGAAAUCUUCGCAGAGUGCGCACGCUUUUCGUUAAUAUUUUCUAGCAAUCGAAAUGACCUUUCUUCGCUUUUACGUUUCCUUGGUCGUGUUUGCAAGCGUCUCAAAACAGUCGAACUCGACGCCAGCAAGAGAAUCGUCCAACAGUGGAUGCGGCCUUUCCAGAACGCGUUGUGCUACUGAUGUUUGCAGUUGGAAGGCGUUGAAAGACUACAGCCAAUCCGAGCACGUGAGUAGGUUGGCGUUGCCAACCUGGUGCUCUUCAAAUAGUGCAUGCCACUACUGCAAUAAAACGGUACUAAAUCAAAGAUUAUUUAUUGCAAAAGACACAGAAAACAUCGGUGGCACUUCUGCAAACCACAAUUUUUGCCCGAGCACAGAUAAUUGUGACGUUUUGGGAGAUAUCUACAACUUGAAAAAUUCUUGCCCUUGUAAAGGGACUCCUAUGUCAGGAGCUCUUUCACCACUAUACUUGCAAGAAGAAAUUAUUCUUGUGAACUUGACCUCUUUCAAAAGUUGCCACGAGCUCGAGGCAGAUAUAUAUGUGCAUUUUAAAUUGUCAUUAAAAGAACCUUCGUGUGGCAUUGCCAAAGUUCCUAUGCAUGAACUCUGUGGACCAGUAAUUGUUCAUGAUUCUGCACACGGGUGGGAUUUCUUCUGGCAGAUAUCGUCAACGAGCUAUGAUCCUGUAUGGACAUGGGAUUCGAAGAGUGUUCAUUUUAUUAUGUCUACUUACUGCUGUUCUUCAAGCUCAUCCAAUCCAAAGUCAAACACAAACAUAACCGUUUUCGUCAACGUUUCGUUUGAGGGUGAAACAAAACCGAUCGUAACCGCAGAAAAUAUUGAUUUACUUCAGAAAUGCAAUUCUGCGUCCAUGCUAAAACUAAAUAUCAAUUAUCCUCUUCAAUAUGCUCAAUCGUUGUCUUACAUCGAUCCAAACACUUCUGGUUUUUCUUGCCUGCCCAAGAAUGGUUACAGAGCAGGAAAUGCGCUUAAAGUGCCUUAUGCGUCGUCUGUUACGUGCACAGUAAGACUGAAAUGUUUACAAACUAGCAGUCACAUGUCGUCUAAGUGCGGAGACAAGAGACUGGAAGAAAACGUUCUCAUUAGAGCGUUGUCUUCUAACUGUAAAAACGAGCUAAGCCUAUCAAGCUGGUCAAGUUUAUCGCACGGUGUACGAAUGACAUAUGUAGAAACAAAUGAGUUCGUGUGGAAUGGAUCAGUUCCAAAAGAUCUUAAACAUUGCUUGGUCACGCUUCAGGCUGUUCUCAAUUACACCAAAAGGCAAGAUCUGAAUAUACCAGUAAACCAAACUAUCAAUACAACUUUCACUGUGGAGUAUAACUGUUUGAAACAAAAUUGUAAUGAGCCGGGCUCUCUAGGAUGUGACAAAGAUUCUACAUUACAGUGUAAAUGCAAAAGUGCGUGCACUGGGUUGACAUCCUAUGGAGGCGAUAAGUGUGCAGAACUGCCUUGGUGUGCAAAGACAUCUAAUUUGGUAGGAAUUGGGUUAGGUUGUUUUGUGGCAGUAACUGUCACUACCAUCUUCUUCAUCUGCAAGAUAUGCCAAAAAAGAUCCUACAGAAGACUGGAUCAACAACCCAAUCAAAGCAACAAUGGCGAAUGAACUAAAACAUUAGAUAUGUAUACAUGUCCAUAGCACAUGCAGUGUCGCGAACGUCUGUUGUCAUCUUGCUGGAUGUUGUUGAUUAGCUGUUUCGAUCAAUUGCUAGAUUAUCUACGUAGUAAUUUUACGCAGGUGUGUGCACCAGCGCAAAAAGCGGGGGUGAGGGGCUGCUCGCUCUCGCUCAGAGUAGGAAUUAAAAUUUUCUGUGCCAGU
Messenger RNA from Corticium candelabrum, 1843 nucleotides. RefSeq lists its product as uncharacterized. NCBI's taxonomy places the organism in Eukaryota, Metazoa, Porifera, Homoscleromorpha, Homosclerophorida, Plakinidae. The transcript is spliced from 4 exons. The record is from RefSeq and is a predicted model, not a curated record. The coding region runs from base 59 to 1630 and encodes 523 amino acids.